This is a messenger RNA of Oldenlandia corymbosa var. corymbosa, 864 nucleotides long. NCBI's taxonomy places the organism in Eukaryota, Viridiplantae, Streptophyta, Magnoliopsida, Gentianales, Rubiaceae. The record is from the annotation of a GenBank genome assembly.
AUGGGGAGGCCUCCUUGCUGUGACAAAGCCAAUGUCAAAAGAGGCCCUUGGACACCUGAGGAAGAUGCUAAGAUUCUAGCCUAUGUAUCGCGUCAUGGAAUCGGUAACUGGACUUUGGUUCCUCAGAAAGCUGAUCCUCUGACUCACAAGCCCUUCUCUCAGAUCUUUACUGAAUUUGGAAAACUCAGUGGCCUCCCCAGCAUCAGAAACCAGAAUGCUGCUGAGCCAACAUCGAAUUCGGAUCCCUUUUCACUCAAUCAGGAAGUUCCAAAUGCCAACAAUAUUGGCAACAUCCGGAUGAUGGAACAAUACGAUCAUCAUUCAUCAUCAGUUGGUGGUGUCAAUGUCCCAAAUGAAAUUGCAAGAUCUCAUUUUCGCCUCAACAGUCAAGAAACUAUUCAGCCAUAUUUCGCACACGAAAUCUCCUCUUCGAUUUCAUCUGCAUCAUCAUCAUCCGCGAGUAGUUCUAUCUACUUUGGCUCGCAAUCGCUCUCAAGCGAACCAUCUCAUCAGCUUCAGUUGGGACCGAGUUCGCCUCCUAUCUGGAACGAAUCCAUCGACCAUUUCCUAUCCUCAGAUGUUGAGCAGAAACAGGAAGAUUGCAAAGUUGAGGGCACUUCAUCUUUGAGCAGUUCUCCUACUCCAGCAGCUCACAGUUUCAUCCAUAAAGCCGAAAUUGGCAUGAUUGAUCAUACUCCAAAUGUUGAGGCUGCCAGUUCUUUUCUUGAUAAAAAACCUGAUCACUCCAUGGAAGCUUCUUCUUCAUCAGCUGCUGUUGAUUCAUUUGUGGAUUCAAUCUUGGCCCGUGACAGCCAGAUGCAGCUGGAAUUCCCUGAACUUUUGGAUGGAUAUGGUUUUUACUGA